This is a messenger RNA of Penicillium canescens, 612 nucleotides long. RefSeq lists its product as uncharacterized. Bases 1 to 612 code for a protein of 203 amino acids. The record is from RefSeq and is a predicted model, not a curated record. Lineage: Eukaryota; Fungi; Ascomycota; Eurotiomycetes; Eurotiales; Aspergillaceae. Gene Ontology annotation, biological process: proton transmembrane transport; regulation of intracellular pH. The transcript has a single exon. Gene Ontology annotation, cellular component: plasma membrane. Gene Ontology annotation, molecular function: ATP binding; P-type proton-exporting transporter activity; ATP hydrolysis activity.
AUGCCCUGCUCUGACCCCCCUCGCCAUGACACUGCUAAAACGAUCGCUGAAGCCCAAGGUCUGAGUCUCUCCAUGAAGAUGCUCACCGGAGAUGUAGUCGGCAUUGCUCGUGAAACAGCUCGCCAACUUGGUCUAGGAACCAACAUCUACAAUGCUGAGCGCUUGGCGUCACUGGCGCCGGCAAGAUGCCUGGUUCCGAGAUCAACGAUUUGGUUGAAGCUGCGGACGGAUUUGCAGAUGUGUUCCCUCAACACAUACAGUGUGGUGGAAAUCCUUCAGCGGCGUGGCUACCUCGUGGCGAUGACCGCUGACGGUGUGAACGAUGCUGCUUCGCUCAAGAAAGCAGACACAGGUAUUGCUGUCGAAGGUGCUUCUGACGCGGCACGCUCGGCUGCUGACAAUGUUUUUCUGGCUCCUGGUCUGUCCGCGAUCAUUGGCGCAAUCAAGACUUCUCGUCAAAUCUUUCACCGAAUGUAUGCAUAUGUCGUUUCUCGCAUUGCCUUGUCAAACCACCUGGAGCUACUUCUGGGACUCUGGAUGGUGAUCAUGAAUGAGACUCUCGAUCUGCGCUUAAUUUUUUUCUCGCCAUACUUGCAGAUAUUGCGACGUUGA